Molecule: messenger RNA, 6235 nt
Organism: Linum trigynum
Lineage: Eukaryota; Viridiplantae; Streptophyta; Magnoliopsida; Malpighiales; Linaceae
Source: the annotation of a GenBank genome assembly
UGUCACUUACCAUACGUGAUGAACUAGUUGGGUUCAAUUCAAUAACUAAAGUUGUUGGCUCUCAAACGAAAGUCUACUCAUGUGGACUUGAAAUUUGCACAACUUUAUGGGGACGUUUACUUGCGGGAUUUGGGUGUUGUAUUUGGCAUCCAAAUACCAAGCAUUAUGUAUUUUAUAAAAAAAACCCAUUGUUUGUUGAGGUAUACAAAUCCGUGGGGUCGAAACUUUUUUUAGACUCCACGUAUUUUCAAAUAUCACAUUUCAUUUGGUAUUUGCAAAUACCACAUUAUGGAAGGCAAAUUCUUGGGACCCAAAUACCAAAUGAACUAAAUCCAUGAUAAAAAUUCAACUGAACAAACAAUGUUAUCUUUCAAAUACAAAAUGCAACAAAUCAAUCACAAAUCUAUAAAGGUUCUCAAAACUCAAAACCUUCAUUUUCAAAUCCAACAAGCAAAUAAAAUUAUAUGCCGAACAAUGAAACUUAUCAAGAUUCGAACAAAAAACUUCUCUACUAAGAAUCACAGGUACCAACCAUACCAUAUUCACAUAAUCAUGUCAGAGAAACAAAAACACAAACGAAGUACUUUAUUUUUUAUUAUUUUAUUAAAUGGAACAGUCAGGCUCAGGAGUCAGGCUCACGAUCAUCGUCUUCUACCUCCCUACCCCAUAUGACACCUAACGACGAUGGUAGUUCGAACCACCCCCGCGCGCCACUUUUCCUCUCGUCUAUCCGUUCACACGCUGGACAUGAAAUUUAAUAACAAAGCAAAAGAACACAGGGUACAAAGAAAUCAAGAUCCUCAGAUUGUGCUUCCAUUGCAAUAGAUUAUAAUACAAAAAGAAUUUUCCCCACAGACAGCUCGACCUGUCAAUCUCCUCUUUCCUCCUCGCUCCAUUAAUAACAAUCCUGCAAGUACUCGGACCAGGACUUGGUUUCUCCUUCGUACUUCCCUUUCAACGGCUCCAAGCCCACCAUUUCCCUCUCUCUCUCUCUCUGCUAGCUCAUUCUCCCCCAAUUGUCGCGUUUUGCUUCCACCUGUGUCGCCCUCUUCUCUGACCAGCCACCGGCCAUUCCCUGUCCUCGAGCCAGUUUUUGUCUCCAUCUGCCUUGUCCGGUCGCAGUCCCUCCACAUCUCAAAGAGCUCAAAAUGAUAAGAAAUUCGAACCCACAUUACUAAUUCCUCCGUACCCAAUAUUCCAUUCCUGCAGUAGUUUUGUGUCUUUCCCUUCCCUAUUUGUUCUCCCCCGAGCAUCUCUACCGUCUAGUCACUAACAACAAUGGCGGGGUUGACUGGGAGUCUUGGCCUGAACAUCUGAAUAUAGUUAGUUCUCCUGUUUGUGGGUUUAAUUUAAAAUCUCCCUGUUCUUUCUUUUGGAUGCUUUCGCUGGCCGGAGUUUGAUUGAUUCCGCAGGUUUGCCCCCUGGCAAAUUUCCAAGUCUCAAUUCCUUUCCCCUCACCCAUUUCGUUUCCUUGUACUUGUUUUCUUGGGCGGGAAGGGAUUGUCUUGUUCCGCCGUGUACUAUUCAAUAUCCCCAGCUGUGGAAUCGUUCUUUUGGGCAUACCAGCCGUCCUAGCAAGUUUUUGCUGAAUCGGGGAAUCAAAAGCUUCGCUUUCCUAUAUUGUUCUCAUUUUUCUCCCUCUUCCUCGAGUUCCCACAUUCCAUCUCUCUCUCUCUCUCUCUCUCUCUCUCUCUCUCUCUCUCUCUCUCUAGCUAUCUUUCUCUCCGGGAGAGGUGUCUGCCUGUUUGGUCAUGGUGAUCGGAGGUAGCUUCAAAUUCCUCAUCUGGGUUGCUUCAGUUUCUUGCCUGGGUUCCAUUUCGCUAGGUGGGUAUGUUCCGCCCACCAACUAUUUGAUAAAUUGCGGAUCCCCUACCAGCGCCUCCAUUGGGGGUCGAACAUUUGCAGCCGAUGAUUAUCCGUCCAGUAUUUUGUCUACCCAGCAGAAUAUCUCUGUUGCUGGUCCGAAUUCCGGCUCCAUUUCUGCACCUUACGGCUCUGCUUUGUACCGAACUGCGAGGGUUUUCACUGAACCUUCACGGUACACUUUCUCAAUCAAGCAGUCCGGCAGGGUUUGGAUUCGUCUCCAUUUCUUCCCCUUCGCCAGCGGCAGUUACAAUCUCAGCACGGCUCACUUCUCUGUGGCUGCUCAGAACUUCACCCUUUUGAAGGAGUAUAGAUCGAAGGCCGAUCCAGAGGCGAGGGAGUUCUCCAUCAAUGUAAACUCUGGUAAUCUGGUUGUGAAUUUCGCUCCUUUGUCUGGUUCUUUCGCUUUUGUGAAUGCCUUGGAAGUGUUCUCUAUCCCCGGCGGGCUGAUUCCCGAGAGUGCCCAGAUGAUUGCCUCGGGGAGUUCUCAGUCAUUGGGGAAUCGGGCACUGGAGACGGUUCAGAGGGUGAACAUGGGGAAGACGGCUGUGCUUCCUGAGAAUGAUACCCUGUGGAGGCUUUGGGCUUCUGAUGACAAAUUUAUCAGACAUGAUUAUCUUGCAGUCAACGUGACGGAUUUCGCAGCUGUCAGUUACAAGAAUAGAGGGCCAAGCAACUUCACUGCUCCUGUUUCAGUCUAUGGCACAGCUACUAGAUUGAACUCGGACGCUGAUCCCAACACUUUGGCAAAUGUUACAUGGCACCUUGGUGUUGACCCUGGUUUUGAUUAUCUGAUCCGGUUUCAUUUCUGUGAUAUAUUGCAGCCGAAUCCUCACCCGAGCUUCUAUUUCAAUGUUUAUGUUGAAUCAUGGCUGGUUUACAAGUAUCUUGAUCUGAAGAAUCUCACUGGCUACGCCUCUGGUGCUCCUUAUUCUAUGGAUUACAUUGCAGGGUCGGUUGCUAGUGACACUCUUACCAUAAGCAUGGGCCCUCCUAGUAGUGAUAACAAUCCAAUUGCCAUCCUCAAUGGCUUGGAGGUUGUUAAGAUCAGCAACUCGAAGAACAGUCUCGAUGUGCUCGACGUAUCUUCUCCCAAGAGUUCCAAGUCAAAUGCUCGUCUGAAAAUCUUGUUGAGUGCGGUUGGAUUGUUCGUCAUUGUAGUAAUAUCUGGUUUGGCUGUGUUUUUCAUUUGUUGGAAGAGGAGGAGAUUUGCUAAAGCUAAGAAAGGUCCGUUUGCUACGUAUGGAGGUGGUACGAUAUACUCAACGGAUUACUCCAACGAGGCAGGAUUUUCGACUUCGAAAUUCGACUACCGAUUCCCUUUCUAUGCCCUCCAAGAAGCUACUGAUAAUUUCAGUGAGAAUUUGGUGCUUGGAGCUGGAGGUUUUGGUAAGGUUUACAAGGGGGUUCUGAAGGAUGACAUGAUGGUGGCAGUGAAAAGAGCUACUUCUCAAUCACAAGGGAUUGCAGAAUUCAGGACCGAGAUCGAACUGCUGUCCCAGUUUCGCCACAGGCACUUGGUCUCUUUAAUUGGAUACUGUGAUGAAAGGGAUGAGAUGAUUAUAGUGUAUGAGUAUAUGCAAAAUGGCAACUUAAAAGAUCAUCUCUAUGAUUCAGAUAAUCCCAGCUUGAGUUGGAGGCAAAGACUCGAGGUAUGUAUUGGAGCAGCAAAGGGGCUUCACUAUCUUCAUACAGGAACUGCUAAGUCCAUCAUCCAUAGAGAUGUCAAGUCAGCAAAUAUACUGUUGGAUGAGAACUUCAUGGCCAAAGUUGCAGACUUUGGGCUCUCCAAAACUGGACCGGAGAUCGACCAGACACAUGUAAGCACAGCAGUGAAAGGAAGCUUUGGUUAUCUCGAUCCUGAGUACUUUCUGAGGCUCCAGCUGACAGAGAAAUCAGAUGUCUACUCCUUUGGAGUGGUGUUGUUCGAGGUUCUAUGUGGCAGACCAGUCAUCGACCCGUCACUGCCAAGGGAAAAUGUGAACUUGGUUGAUUAUGCAGUGAAGAAUCUGAAGAAAGGGAAGCUGGAGGAAAUCGUUGAUCCCAAGAUACGAGACGAGAUCAAGCCAGAAUCGGUGAAGAAGUUUGUAGAGAUAGCAGAGAAAUGCCUGGCUGACUGUGGAUUGUAUAGACCUUCCAUGGGAGAUGUGUUGUGGAACCUGGAAUGUGCACUCCAGUUGCAGGUGAAUGAAGAGUUUGUUCUCCAGUUGGACGAGGAGAUGCCCAGAAGCCGCCAUGGUAAUGCACAAAUCAGUCCUGCCAAGAGCUUUGGUACCACCGUGAUGGGAAGUACACAACUUGGUGACCUUGCUGAUGUUUCGAUGAGCCAAGUGUUUGCCAAGUUGGUGAGUGACAGCGAGGAACUUCAUUUGCAAAAGUAAAAGACAAACUGGUGUUUGUUUAUUCUUUGCUUACAGAUGAUGAUGUUGAUGUUUCAUAGAGAAAACGAGGUUUGGUUCCAUGCAAACCAAUAUAUACUGCUGUACAGAAAGUCAAGGACUCUGGCUCAUUGUGGAGUUCUGCUUUCAUUCUUUUUGUAAUUUAUUGAUUCAAUUGGUUGGACCUUUUUCUCCCUUUCCUACACAAAUUGGGACUUUCCCGUUAGAAUUUCCCAAAAUACUAAAUUCUACGUCAUUCACGUCAUACUCCAACGAUUUUGAUAGUUGUUCAUUGGACACAACAACAAUUUAAUUCAGAUCGUGACAAAUCAAAGGAAAUCAGUCUCGAGCUAUGAAUCGUUGGAGAUUGGAGCGAACAUGCUAGAUUGCCGCAAAGUCCACUGAUCUAAUCUAACCUCAAGAUUGUUGGGUUCUCUAGUAUUUACACCUAACAUACUCGAAACUUUAAACGGUGGUGAUUUUGCGCUUAAUUUUCUGAUCAUAGUGAUUUUUUUAUUUAGCAUAACUUUUUGAGAUCUUUGAAACUAAAAAAUCGCCGAAAUCCGCCUUCAUACACCUAACAUUUUCAAAACUUCAAAUGUACGUAACGUUGCUGCCCUAAACGACCAUUUUAGUGAAUGAUUGCCAAAUUACGCCUAUUAUAAGUUUCAACCUAUAUUAGAUGUAGAUCAAUGGACAUUCCAUAGGUAUUGAGAAAUGAAUGUUGUACUUAGGGAUGACAAUGGGUCGGGUUGGGUCGGGUUUUGCCAAACCCAAACCCAAACCCAUGAGUUUAUCUGUGAAAAAAACCCGGGGUAAAACUCACUGGGUUUGAAAAACUCAAACCAAUCCAACCCGCUGGGUACCCACGGGUUUUUGUCGUAAAAAAUUCACAAUACAAGUUCCUAUCAAAAUUAAAGUCAAAUAUCAAUUUCUUAAUACAAAUUAUCCACAUAUAAAACACCAUUCUAGAAAAUUCAAGCAAAUUACAAAUUAACUAUACAAAUUGUUCAACACCAAUCUAGAAAACUCAAGAAAAUUGAAGCAAAUUACAAAGUAUCCAUAUAUAACAUGAUUAAUUGAAAACUUCUUCUUUUCAAUUAAGUUUUUCACUCUCCACUCGAUAACAUCAAAUUCAUUCUACACAACUAGAGUGAAAAAUUAGACAUGUCUCAACAAACAUAAAUAAGAUUAGUUGUUUAGAAUAUUAAAUAUGCUGAGAAAAUUAAUUAUAUGGGUGUGAGCGGGUACCCAUGGGCCGAGUUUACCUAACCCAAACCCAACCCAACCCGGUGAAUAGCGAACGGGUUUAAACCCAAACCCGACUCAAAACCCGUCAACACAGAUCUUACCCGCGUUGACCGGGUUAAGUCGGGUGGGUACCCGUGGGUUCGGGUUUUGUUGCCAUCCCUAGUUGUACUAGGUGUUAGAGAGUGGUAUAUGAUCCAGUAUAACCUUCUCCCAACAACUCGAGUUAUUGGGAGCAACUGGUUCUUGACAUGGUAUUAGAGUCUAGAACCGAAAGGUCAUGUGUUCAAAUCUCCACGACCCCCAAUAUUAAUGGUUGUCUUUCAAGCACAUGACAUGGUGGGCCUGUGCGAACUUCAUGGACUAGAGUCUAGAACCGAAAGGUCAUGUGUUCGAAUCUCCACGACCCCCAAUAUUAAUGGUUGUCUUUCAAGCACAUGACAUGGUGGGCCUGUGCAAACUUCAAGCCCAUGAAUUGACUUUCAUUUGAAUCGUUUUUGUUGCCGCGAAUCACACUUGUUUGCUCCAUAUUUCAGGAACCAGUAUAUAAAUUGUUGGACACUAGAGCAAAUGACGCCAAAUUUGUGUAUUUUGGUAAUUUUAGUGUAGGUGUUUCAGGUAACCGGUAUAUAAAUCGUUAGUAGGUCACUACUCUCACUAGUAGAGGUGGAAAUUGGGGUGAGUUUGCUUACUCGCCCACAUUUUGCGGGUAACCACAUUCACAAAUAUAAAAUUAUGCUACUCAA